This is a messenger RNA of Orcinus orca (killer whale), 4626 nucleotides long. It is a transcript of the gene SLC30A5, whose product is annotated as solute carrier family 30 member 5. The transcript has 16 exons. Gene Ontology annotation, biological process: zinc ion transport; intracellular zinc ion homeostasis; transmembrane transport. Gene Ontology annotation, molecular function: zinc ion transmembrane transporter activity. The record is from RefSeq and is a predicted model, not a curated record. The coding region runs from base 1866 to 3944 and encodes 692 amino acids. Lineage: Eukaryota; Metazoa; Chordata; Mammalia; Artiodactyla; Delphinidae. Gene Ontology annotation, cellular component: Golgi apparatus; membrane.
CAUUGAGAUAAAAUUACCUACCAUAAAAUGCAUAGAUUUUAAAGGUACCAGUUUUCAUUUUUCACAAAUGCAUACCCAUGUAACUUUCAGCAUAAUCAAGCUAUAGGACGUUUUUAUCACCCCAGAAAAUCUGCUUGAUCUUUUAAACAGAAAUUUCAGUGUCUAUACUAUUCUACAGGUAAAUUAAGUAGGAACUUCUGUGCUUUAGGAUUUGACUUACUUUAUUCCACAAUAACAUUUUUAUUAACUUCUUGGUGAUUAAUUUUCACAUUGUUAAAACUCCCAGAUUGCACUAUUAAAAAGCCCCCCAGAUUAUUAUGUUCAUGAAAAGAAAAACCACUUUGUUCCAAAUCUGAUUUUCUUUAAUAUACCAUGAUAUUAUUUGGACUAAAACAGAAAAUGAGCCAUCGGACAGUGAGGAUGUUGGAAUUGCUGAGAUUCAUUCUUUCAAGGACUGAAAUUUAUUUUCGUAGUUGCAUCAAAAUCUUCCAAAAAUAUAUAUAUUUUCAUGCCUUCUUAAGCAGAUUGCUGUUUGUUGACUCAGUGCCAUGGGACUUAAUGAUUCACACUCAUUGAUUUUUAUACCAUCCUACAUACAUUGAUAUCAUUGCAUAUCAAAUUGUUUUAACUGCUAUUUGAAUGACUUAGGUUUCCCUUAAACUUCUGUGUUUGCUUUUUUGUAUUUUUCUCCCAUUGGUAGAGACUUCUCAUUCCUGCUGGUGUGCUGGCUUUGGACAUCCCUUUUAUCUCCUUUUUAAUGUAUUAACACCUGUUAGAUAUAAACUUAGAAAGUAGUCUCCUGAAUGACUUGCAAAGAUGAUCUGUUGGGGGGGGAUGUUAGAAGUUCUCACCUUUUUAUCUCAUUCUUUCUCAUUUCUAAUUUGUGUAUGUUUUAUAACAUAAUAUCAGGAGAGAAGUACAUGUUUGUAAUGUACAAAUAAUUGGUUUCAGGUGCAAAAUUUUUUUUUUACUACUAGAGGUAUAUGACCAAAGAAGACUACUAAGCUAGAAAACUGAGAUAAUUUCUUCACUGUUUUCUGAUUGCUCUUUCAGGAGCUUCUUUUUCGUUUCUUUUUAUGGCAGCCUAAUUUUUCCAUGGAUGAACUUUUCUUUCUUAUCCAAGAAUAUUAUUUCUAGUUCUUCGUUGUUUUCUGCUAUUCCCUGUGAUCUCUGUAUCUUUUAAAUUUCUUUGCUGUUUUAGUUUGUUUGGUCUCUCAUUAUAGGCUUAUCAUAAAGGAUUGAUUAUCCAUAUUUGGCCAUUCUUAUUUGAGUGAGGCCCAAAAAGCUAGUUAGAAGACCUGUAUGGGGCUUGUCCCCUGGUGGGCUUCUCCAGAGAAGGGUUCUCCCGCUGGGAGAUUGAAGCCUGGCAGUUAGGAUGUUAGAGUUAAAUGAGGGAAGGCAGGUGGGGUGGGGUUAAGAAGGGAAACUUCCUUUUAAUCUCCAUGAUUUUAGUCCAACACUUCAUCCCUCUUUUCCACUUUGCCUUAUGUCUAGACUUCUCCAAAGGCGAAGCUCUUGUCCUGUCAUUAUUUAGGAGGGAUGGUUGCCUGGCUGUGCUGGGUGGGAUUCUGGGGACCUAACUACCUGGCAGACUUCCUAAUGAUCCUCCUCUUUGCAGCUCUCCACACCCUUUCUGAGGUGCUUCAGAUUCCUGAGCCUUCUCAGGGCUCUGUAGGUCAGGUCACUUCAGCUGUGACUCACUGCAGUCACUUAGCGAAGCAGAGGAGAGGUUAACGAAAUAUAUUGUAUUACUGUGUGUCACUAAAGUUUUGAAGGCUGUGGGGCUUUUUGAAUCAUAUGACCUCCUGAAAGUAGUUCACAUUGUUCAGUUUAUUUUUAUAUUAAAACUUGGGACUACAUUUUUUAUGGUUUUGUUUCAAAAGCCUUUUUCUUCUGGGAAAAGUAUUACCAAACGCCAGUGGAUCAAAAUAUUUAAACAUGCAGUUGCUGGGUGUAUCAUUUCACUUUUGUGGUUUUUUGGCCUCACUCUUUGUGGACCACUAAGGACUUUGCUGCUAUUCGAGCACAGUGAUAUUGUUGUCAUCUCACUGCUCAGUGUUUUGUUCACUAGUUCUGGAGGAGGACCAGCAAAGACAAGAGGGGCUGCUUUUUUCAUUAUUGCUGUGAUCUGCCUAUUGCUUUUCGACAAUGAUGAUCUCAUGGCUAAAAUGGCUGAACACCCUGAAGGACAUCAUGACAGUGCUCUAACUCACAUGCUUUACACAGCCAUUGCCUUCUUAGGUGUGGCAGAUCACAAGGGUGGAGUAUUAUUGCUAGUACUGGCUUUGUGUUGUAAAGUUGGUUUUCAUACAGCUUCCAGAAAACUCUCUAUAGAUGUCGGUGGAACCAGACGUCUUCAAGCUUUAUCCCAUAUUGUUUCUGUGCUUCUCUUAUGCCCAUGGGUCAUUGUUCUUUCUGUGACAACUGAGAGUAAAGUCGAGUCUUGGUUUUCUCUCAUUAUGCCUUUCACAACCGUGGUUUUUUUUGUCAUGAUCCUGGAUUUCUAUGUCGAUUCCGUUUGUUCAGUCAAAAUGGAAGUUUCCAAAUGUGCCCGAUAUGGAUCCUUUCCCAUUUUUAUUAGUGCUCUACUUUUUGGAAAUUUUUGGACGCAUCCAAUAACAGACCAGCUUCGGGCCAUAAACAAAGCAGCACACCAGGAGAGCACAGAACACGUCCUUUCUGGAGGGGUGGUAGUGAGCGCUAUAUUCUUCAUUUUGUCUGCCAACAUCUUAUCAUCUCCUUCUAAGAGAGGACAGAAAGGUACCCUAAUUGGAUAUUCUCCUGAAGGAACACCUCUUUAUAACUUCAUGGGUGAUGCUUUUCAGCAUAGCUCCCAGUCAAUCCCUAGGUUUAUUAAGGAAUCACUAAAACAAAUUCUUGAGGAGAAUGACUCUAGACAGAUCUUUUACUUCUUGUGCUUGAAUCUGCUUUUUACCUUUGUGGAAUUAUUCUAUGGCGUGUUGACCAAUAGUCUGGGUCUGAUCUCAGAUGGAUUUCACAUGCUCUUUGACUGCUCUGCUUUGGUCAUGGGACUUUUUGCAGCCCUGAUGAGUAGAUGGAAAGCAACUCGGAUUUUCUCCUAUGGGUAUGGCCGAAUAGAAAUUCUCUCUGGAUUUAUUAAUGGGCUUUUUCUAGUGGUAAUAGCUUUUUUCGUGUUUAUGGAAUCAGUGGCUAGAUUAAUUGAUCCUCCGGAAUUAGACACACACAUGUUAACACCAGUCUCAGUUGGAGGACUGAUAGUAAACCUUAUUGGUAUCUGUGCCUUUAGCCAUGCCCAUAACCAUACCCAUGGAGCUUCUCAAGGAAGCUGUCACUCCUCUGAUCACAGCCAUUCACACCAUGUGCAUGGACACAGUGACCAUGGGCACGGUCACAGCCACGGAUCUGCAGGCAGAGGCAUGAAUGCUAACAUGAGGGGUGUAUUUCUACAUGUUUUGGCAGACACACUUGGCAGUAUUGGUGUGAUCGUAUCCACCAUUCUUAUAGAGCAGUUUGGAUGGUUCAUUGCUGAUCCCCUCUGUUCUCUUUUUAUCGCUAUAUUAAUAUUUCUCAGUGUUGUCCCACUGAUUAAAGAUGCCUGUCAGGUUCUCCUUCUGAGACUGCCACCAGAAUAUGAAAAAGAACUACAUGUUGCCUUAGAAAAGCUACAGAAAAUUGAAGGAUUAAUAUCAUACCGAGACCCACAUUUUUGGCGUCAUUCUGCCAAUAUUGUGGCAGGAACAAUUCAUAUACAGGUGACAUCUGAUGUGCUGGAACAAAGAAUAGUACAGCAGGUUACAGGAAUACUUAAAGAUGCUGGAGUAAACAAUUUAACAAUUCAAGUGGAAAAAGAAGCAUACUUUCAACAUAUGUCUGGCCUAAGUACUGGAUUUCAUGAUGUUCUGGCUAUGACAAAACAAAUGGAGUCCAUGAAAUAUUACAAAGAUGGUACUUACAUCAUGUGAGAUAACUUGGGAAUUACCCCUGGGGUAUGAACAAUGAAGAUGAAAUGACCGGGUAUUUAUAAUAUCGCCAGAAGGAAGAAAAUUGCACAUAAUUGUACAGAAACAUUUUGUGGUAUUUGAAAAAAAUUUUAAAGCUCCCUACAGUUGGAUCAAGGAAUCUUUCUUAAAGGAAAUUUAAAUACAGAAUGAAGCGUUAAUUGUACAAGUAAAAUAAUUGUUUAAAUUACGUGUAAAACAGGAAACUUAAAAUUUAAGUGAACAUGAUGUAUCAUAUCAUCUUCAAAAGUGAACAUAUAAUGAUGGAUUCUAGUGAAGACCAAAAUAACUUCUGUGUGUUUACUUUCUGUAAGAAAGCAUCUCCAUUGUAAAUAAUGUAUUUACAUGUUUAUUACAAAGACCCAAAUGAAAAAUUUUUAGUCAAUUUUUUGCAUAGCCCUAGGAUAAAAUAGGAAUAAAAGUUCUAUAUUUAUGGAUUUUCUGUAUAUAAAACUGGUUUCUAAUUAUAACUUAAAUCCAUUAAGUAAAACCUGUAUUGCCACUUUAAAUGUAAACUAAAUUAUUUGGGAGAAACUUCAACCACUGAUAUGAGGCAGCAGUGAGAAUAGUGAAGGAUAACAUGACAGUUUUUGAUGUAUUACAAAAGCCAACCACUCUGUAAAAUAAAUUUUUUUACUUUUGGUAA